AUAUACGAGGGUCUUUAUGAAUAGGGUAGAGGAUAUCGAGCGUGUUAUUAAAUAUAUUUAUUCUAUAACUAGUUAUCAAAGGUACUUUUUUGUUUGUAUGUUUUGAAAGAAGGGGUCACUUCGACCUUUUCGAAAUCUUUUAUUUUUCUUCAAUUUUAAUCUCUUUUAUUCGUAUUAUAUACCCAGUUCAUGUGUAUAUCCGUUUGCUUACACGGUUUUACGUUUGGUUAUGAUAGAUAUAACGGUAUUCAUCCUUAUCACACAAAUAUUCCAAUACACGUUCGUUGUGCAAAUUAAAUCGUAAAUAUAAGCUAAGCCCAAUUUUUCGUAAAAACCUUGGUAAUAUAUGUUUUUUUCGUUGUUUUUCUGGUGACUUUUUUUCAGUAAUUAUUUAUUUUAGUAUCAAUCGUUUUCAUUUCAUUUUCUUAAUUGGAUUUUCCAUAUUUUAGCUAAAUGACGCCAGGUUAUGCACGGAAAGCAUAUAUUUCUCUAGUCUAUUGAUGCAGGUAUUUUCUAUUUGUCAGCAAAAAUUAUAUGUCUGAGCAGCAUUCUACACACUGUAGUUCCUGUGUUUCAGCGCAUCGUCUAAAAACUAAGAUUUUAAAUCAUGAAGAUAACAGUAGAGACAGAUCAUAAAGAUAACGUUUGGUUGGUUGGAAGUACUCUACAUGGUGUUGUUAAAGUUACAGUUGAUAAACCAACCAAACUGCAUUCAAUUGUAGUACACAUAACAGGUAAAGGCAUGACAGGCAAUUACAAGAUUAGAGAGCAAUGGUUUGGUGCAAAUGAAGAUUACAUUGAUGAAACAAUUAAAAUAUUUGGAGAUGAUAUAGAAGAGUAUGUGACACAUUCAGAAGGAGACUAUUCAUAUCCAUUUUCGGUUCAGCUUGGUGCAGAUAUGCCUAGUUCUUAUGAAGGAGAACUCGGCUUUGUCAGAUACACUCUGAAAGUAUCUAUUACAAAACCAUACCAUGACAAAAAGUUAAAAAUACCUUUGACUUUUAUACGUCACCUUGCCUGCAAUGAAUAUGCUGAUGCAAUGAAUCCAAUUGUGGAAAGUGUUGAUAAAAAAGUUGAGGGAUUAUGUUUUUGCAAGUGUAGCGAGGAAGGAUCCAUGACAGUCAAGCUCCAUGUCAACAAAACAGCCUUUGUACCUGGAGAACCUUUGAUCUAUGAAAUCUCUGUUGAUAACAGAAGUGUAAAUGUGAUCAGACACAUUAGUUUUAUAUUACGUCAGAAUAUAGUCUUUACUGGAUUUCAUAACCACCAACCAGCUAAUACACCGCACUUCCGAACUUGGAAAACCAAAUUUAAAUUGUGUGAGUUUGAAAAUGACUUUAAAAUACUAGCAAAUCAAGGUAAAACAUUCAACGGUGCUGCUACUAUACCAGCCAUUCCACCAACGGGACUACCAGGAUGUAAUAUCAUUGAUAUCAAAUAUUUAGUUAUUCUCCUUGUUGACAACAGCUUUACACAUGUCAAGUUUAAAAAGGAAGUGUUUAUAGGAACCAUCCCAACGACUGAAGAAUCUCGUUCUCCAGCCCCUCUAACUACAGAUGAUAAUGCAUUAUGUACUAAUGAUACUGGGUUUGCACUACAGCCAACUGUACCUCUUGCAUUGCCGCCAUCCUAUGCCCAAUGUGUUUUUGGGAAGGUUGAUCUAAAGGAAGAUGAUGAUAAGGACACAACAUCGUACAGUAACUGGGCACCUUCUUAUACAUAUUAUGACUGGAGCCAGACAACAAACUAUGGAGGCAUGGCGCCAAUAACUGUUACUCCAGAUAAAUAAGAUUCAUACAUUAGACUUAAGUAUGUUGGACAAUGAAUAAGUUGAUAUAUGUAAUCAAGUCUUUGUCUCAACUCAAUGAUACAAAAAUAUUCAAGUAUAUAAAACAAAUUCGAGUUUUGUUUUUUUGAUACAUGUAUCAUAUGACUUCAUAAACAUUAA
Messenger RNA from Mytilus trossulus (common blue mussel), 1948 nucleotides. Its product is annotated as arrestin domain-containing protein 1-like. Gene Ontology annotation, cellular component: cytoplasm. Gene Ontology annotation, biological process: protein transport. Bases 608 to 1789 code for a protein of 393 amino acids. Lineage: Eukaryota; Metazoa; Mollusca; Bivalvia; Mytilida; Mytilidae. The transcript has 8 exons. The record is from RefSeq and is a predicted model, not a curated record.